Diachasma alloeum is the source of this 1922-nucleotide messenger RNA. RefSeq names its product zinc finger protein 622. The transcript has 2 exons. Gene Ontology annotation, molecular function: zinc ion binding; nucleic acid binding. The coding region runs from base 688 to 1839 and encodes 383 amino acids. NCBI's taxonomy places the organism in Eukaryota, Metazoa, Arthropoda, Insecta, Hymenoptera, Braconidae. Gene Ontology annotation, biological process: ribosomal large subunit biogenesis. Gene Ontology annotation, cellular component: preribosome, large subunit precursor. The record is from RefSeq and is a predicted model, not a curated record.
GUUUUUCUGAAAAUUCGCAGCAAAACGUUCCGGCUUACGAGCGAGACGGCUACUGCCUGAAUGCAACUGCGAACACGACACGAGAAACGAUAAUGGCGGCUCAAAUACUGUCCUAUGGUCUCUUUUUUCUGCCCCACCAGCUUCUCUGAAAAUUUAUCGCCCUGAGGAAAAAAAAAUCUUAUCGAAUACUUCAUUAUUUUUCAACGAACUAUUCAAAUAGUAGGAAAUUUCCCAGAGGACACGAUUUUUUCAUGAUUCCAACAAGUUUUUCAGGCGAUUAUCGCAAACUUUAUAGGUUUAUAUUUAUCCAGUGGAAUGUUUUCAUGCGACAAUUCCAUAUGGGAAAUAACUACGGCCCUGCGGCAUUCGAUACAUCGAAAUUCGUCGCUUCCUAUCUGUGAUAUAUAGUUUUUUCCUGUGUAAUUCACCCAACAAUUGCACGUUGAGCUGUAACAUAAGGUUUCUGUGAAGACAGAUUGGAUUACUGUUUGAAUAACGACGAGACUCCAAGUCAUACCGGGCAGUUGAUAAAUGUCGAGAAUUCCAAGGUCGGACUUUCCUUGUUCUAACCUCUGAGAAUUUGUUUGCCUGAGACACGUGAUUUUUUCGAGUCAAAAUAGUCACAUAUAAAAGUUCAAGAAACAGACUAAAAUUUCCAUCGCGUUUCCCAGACUGAACCUGUCAAAAAUGGAAGCAACUGGAGAUGUUCAAUCCCCCUACACUUGCAUAACCUGUCGUGUAGCCUUUAGAGACCUGGAGAUUCAACGCCAGCACUACAAAUCCGACUGGCAUCGUUACAACCUAAAACGUAAAGUAGCAGAGCUCCCCCCAGUUCCUGUCGAAGAAUUCCAAAAACGAGUGAUAGCUCAACGAGGUAAAGACGAUUCCCUCAAGAAUCCCGACAAAACUCUCGCCUGCAAUGUCUGCAGGAAGAGUUUCAGCACGAAAAAUCAGUACGAGAACCACACGAUGUCGAAGAAGCACAAGGAAAAUGCCCAGAAAUUCUCGCAGGAAACUAACGAAGACUCGACCACUUCAUCAUUUAUCAUGGUCGACCCUCAGCCCUCAGACGCAACAGAUUUAUCAGGAGGAGUUUCUGAAGAAAUGGAGGUGGACUCAGAGGUUGAAUCACUGGACUCUGACGAGUGGCUGGAGGACACGGAGAACCCAGUAAAGAACAACAACUGCCUGUUCUGCAGUCAUCACAGCAGAUCAGGUGUGAAGAACUUGAAGCACAUGACCGAGGCUCACUCGUUCUUCAUCCCAGAUCCAGAGUACUGUGUGGAUUUGAAAGGUCUCCUGGAGUAUCUAGGUGAGAAAGUCUUCGCUGGGUUCAUGUGUCUCUGGUGCAACGACAAAGGAAAAGCAUUCCACAGUGCUGAUGCGGCUCGUGCCCACAUGUUGGACAAGGGCCACUGCAAAAUGCUGCACGAGGGUGAGGCCCUGGUGGAGUACUCGGAUUUCUACGACUACUCGUCGUCGUAUCCAGACACUGGAGAGCACGAUGCAGAUGCAGAGGUAGAGAUACCUGAACUAGACGAUGGAGAUUACCAGCUAGUCCUACCGUCGGGCAACAUUAUCGGUCACAGAUCCCUCAUGAGGUACUACAAACAGAGUUUGGAUCCCAAUCGAGCUGUCGCCAUUCCCAAGAAUGAAAAGCUGAGGAGAGUGUUGUGUCACUAUCGGGCACUCGGAUGGACUGAGACACAGAAAGAGGCAGCUGUCAAAAAGGCUAGGGACAUCAAGUACAUGCAGAGGGUCCACGCCAAAUACUCCACGCAACUGCAGUUCAAGGCCAACAAGCUCCAAAAGCAUUUCCGACAGCAAAUCAACUUCUAGGAGGCAAGAGUAAAUAUUGUUUUCAAGUUAUUGUUGAAUAAAUACAUACAACAGGUGUAAUAAACUCGACUAUUUAUUCGUGG